This is a messenger RNA of Bombus pascuorum, 1440 nucleotides long. RefSeq lists its product as uncharacterized. Lineage: Eukaryota; Metazoa; Arthropoda; Insecta; Hymenoptera; Apidae. The record is from RefSeq and is a predicted model, not a curated record. The transcript is spliced from 6 exons. The coding region runs from base 116 to 1225 and encodes 369 amino acids.
GCUUUAUAAACACCGUACAAUGAGGCACCACUGUUAAAACCGGUUCUCUGUAAAUUAAUUUUUAUAAUUAUUGUUUGCAUAAUUUUUUAUAGUUAUUCGAAUAAUUAUAAAGAAGAUGGAGAUAGAUGAAUCAACUAAAGAAGAUACUGUCGAGGUUAUUAGGGAAAGUGUGAGAGAAUUGGUUCACACGGAAAGAGAGAAAAAUCGUACGGAAACAUGGAAUAAAAAUCGUGUGGCUUUAGGAAACAUUAUGACGAAUUCGUCAUUUACAACAGAGUUCGUUGUUGAAAAAGCAAAAGCUCUUAAAAAGAGAACAUUAUCUAUCGAAGAGUAUGGUCAACUCCAAAACGCUCUCCUUCAGAGCGAGGACAAUGUUAAUUCUUUUUUAAAAGUGAACAAUAUCUUAUUUGCCUUGGUACGUGAUUUAUCUAGUAAUAAUAAUGCAUUGCAAUUAUGUGCUGCUAGCUGUUCCUGUAAUAUAGCACUUGGAAAUACUAAAGCAUGUACUGCAUUAACCAAAAGCAUUGGACCAUAUCUUGUUACAAAAUUAGAUACUUUAAACUAUCCUCUAUUGGAAGUUUGUAUAUGGACGAUGGGAAAUCUGAUUUCGGGAAGCAAUAAAGCAUUUGAAAUUUUCCAUGCCCAAGAUUGCUUAAAAUAUAUUAUAUCUCUGAUGCAUAACUGUGAUAAGAUAAUCGUGCCUUCAGUAGCCUAUACAGCCAUGCAUUAUGUGCAUAUUGGUUUUAAAUACAUCCAAGAUAAUGAGAUGAUUGAACUUGCUAAUGCUACUAUAAGAAGAACUCUUUCAUUUGAAGAUCCAUACCUUAUUUGGUUGCUAGCAUUAUUAUCUUCGCAACAAUCUUGUAACUCCUCUGUAUAUAAUGUAGUACCUUUGAUAGUGGAUUAUUUGUAUGAAAAUAAUACAAACAACUUCACAUUUAUUACAGCAUGUAUAAGAAUAUUGGCCAAUACUGUGCAAGAAACAUCCGGACAAUUGGCAAAACUUCUAUUAGAAAAUCCAAAAUAUUCCCAAUCAGAUUUAGAGAUAUUGAUCAAUAGAUUACUUUCAUGCCAAUAUAUACAUAUCAGAAAAGAAACAUUAUGGUUAAUAGGUAAUCUUUAUAAUCACAAUUCUUUUGACAUUAAGAGAAUGACAGAAAACAUCAUUCCUCGAUUGUCAUUCUUGAAACAAGCAAUUUUAUCUACAACUCAGCAGUAUCAAUAGGUACUGAUUCAACUAAUCGAGCAGGAAUCGUGUAAGCUUUAUAAUUAUUAUAUUUACAUGUGUAUAAUAUUUAUACAACAGUAAAUCUCCCUUCCCAAUUUCACACUUUAUGUUAGCGACGGUAUAAAAAUAUGAAAAUUGUUGGUAUCACUUUGCAAUGUUCUAUUCGUUUUAAUAAUUCAUUUGAACAGGAAUAAAUCGUCGUCCUAUUCUUA